This is a messenger RNA of Fulmarus glacialis (Northern fulmar), 1101 nucleotides long. Its product is annotated as chloride channel CLIC-like protein 1. Gene Ontology annotation, molecular function: chloride channel activity. The record is from RefSeq and is a predicted model, not a curated record. The transcript is spliced from 6 exons. The coding region runs from base 1 to 1101 and encodes 366 amino acids. Gene Ontology annotation, cellular component: membrane; endoplasmic reticulum. Lineage: Eukaryota; Metazoa; Chordata; Aves; Procellariiformes; Procellariidae.
AUGCUAGUAAAAACAAAAGUUGGAAGUUCCUUCAUGAGUACUGGCAGCAAGCUUGGAAAAUUCCAAAUCUGGAUCAUAAUUUUUUCCUGUUUUCUUUUUCAGAUCCUCUUGUGCUUAGUGUGCGUUGUAAUUGUAAUAGCUACAGAGCUCUGGACACAUAUUCAUUGGUUUGUUCAGCUAAAACGUGUUUUAUUGAUAAGUUUUCUCAUCAGUUUUGCAUGGAAUUGGCUUUACUUGUAUAAGCUGGCCUUUGCGCAGCAUCAAGCAGAAAUUGCAAAAAUGGGGCAGUUUGAUAACGUCUGUGCUGAGAAGUUGGACUGGGGGGAAAGUCUUAUUGAAUGGCUCAGAAGUAAAUGGACAUUUCAGGACGAUCCCUGUCAGAAGUACUAUGAAACUCUAUUAAUAAAUCCUGUUUUGCUGGUUCCACCGACAAAGGCAUUGGCGAUUACUUUCACCAACUUUGUAACUGAGCCUUUGAAGCACGUAGGACAAGGUAUUGGUGAAUUCAUCAAAGCGCUUAUGAAGGAGAUACCGUUUAUUCUGCAGGUUCCAGUGCUAAUUAUGAUGGCUCUGGCUGUCCUGGCUUUCUGCUAUGGUGCAGGAUCAUCAGUGUCUAUGUUAAGAUACUUAACAUCUUUUCAGAAGAAAAGCCUUCCUCCACCUGACAGUCAACAGGAGAAAAUAGACUUUGGGCAAUAUGAUGGGAGUAAAUCAGACGGCUAUUAUUCGCAGAAGCUUCCUUAUGUUUAUAGAGGACCUUAUGACAGAGGAGAUGCUCCUGUGAGACCAGGAAAUGGCAGCAGAAGUCCUGACAUCGUGCAUACAAGCAAUGAGCCAGAUACGCAAGUAGAAGAGCCUCACAAACCAGAACCGGGUAAUAGAUUGCACACUGAGUCUGAAGUUUGUAGACUAGAAACUAUCACAGCUGAAAACCUUACUGAAGAACGUGUACUUGAGCAGCAGAAACAGGAGACAGGCAAAGCAGAGCAAGAGACUGGAGAAAACUGUGAUCCUAAUAAAAACCUAGAAGGGAAAAGUCCUGCAAUGGAACCGUGUGAAGAGAAGAAGAGCAGUUCACGUGACGCGCAGGAAGGAGACUAA